Molecule: messenger RNA, 5174 nt
Organism: Gallus gallus (chicken)
Lineage: Eukaryota; Metazoa; Chordata; Aves; Galliformes; Phasianidae
Gene: WDYHV1
Product: WDYHV motif containing 1
Exons: 6
Coding region: 58-621 (187 amino acids)
Cellular component (GO): nucleus; cytosol
Molecular function (GO): protein-N-terminal asparagine amidohydrolase activity; protein-N-terminal glutamine amidohydrolase activity
Source: RefSeq, a predicted model, not a curated record
GGAGGGGCGGAGCCGCGCCACACGGGGCCGAAGCCGUGCCGCCGGGUGGGCCCGGGUAUGGCGCGAUCGUCUCCGUCCUCCUACCGGGCGGCGGUGCCUCCUCGGGCUGCCUGCGUCUACACCAGCUGCUACUGCGAAGAGAACGUGUGGAAGCUGUGCGAGUACAUCAGGAGCCAGGAUCGGUACCCUCUGGAAGAAUUCUAUGCUGUCUUCAUAUCCAACGAUAGGAGGAUGAUUCCACUCUGGAAACAGAAAUCAGGGCAUGGAGAUGAACCUGUUGUCUGGGACUACCAUGUUAUCCUACUUCAUGUUCCGGGUGGAGAGCAGAACUUCAUUUAUGACCUUGACACUGUGUUGCCAUUUCCAUGUCCUUUUGAGAUGUACAGCGCAGAGGCCUUUAGGCUGGAUGACAGCCUUCAUCCAGAAUUUCACAGGAAGAUCAGAAUGAUUCGAGCAGAUUUGUACUUGAAGACGUUUGCUUCGGACAGAUCUCAUAUGAAGGAUGCAAAUGGGAAAUGGCAGAAACCUCCUCCUUCGUACCCUUGCAUUGAAACUGCGGUCUGUACCUUACUACACCAGAAGGAACAUUCACAAGUCAUCCAAGUCGGACUCCUGCUCUAAGAAGGUGUAAUGAGAUCAGCAUUCUUUAGGACUCUCCAGUCUAGUCUUGAACAAUACCAGGAAUGGAGACUGCAACACCUCUGUAGGCACAAUAUUCUAGUAUUUGACCACAGUCAUGGAAAAAUAAUACAGGUAUAUUUUUCCUAGUAUGUAAUUGGAAUUUCCCAUGUUCCCUGGUGAGUUGUGUUGCCAGGCUCCUCCAAGAAGGCUCUGGGUCCAUCAGUAUCGUCUAAUCCCAUACCUGUACACAGCAGUAUGGUCCCUCCUUCAUCUUUGUUGAAGGCUGAUCAGGUCUUGUUCUCUCAGCCUUUCCUCAUGUCAUGUUCUCCAGCUCUCAACAAACUUGAUUGUCCUCUGGUGGACUCACCAUAGAACAUCAAUGUCUGUCUUUUUUUUUUUUCCUUCUUUUUUUUAUAUAUUGAGGGAUGAAAAACUGGACAGAGUACUUUGAUAAGGUGCUGUGAUCUCCUGGUCAGACGACCAAAUGUUGCAGAUAGCAGUAAAAGGUUACUCCGUACGCACUGAAGGUAGAUCACUCACUGUGUAGGUUCAAUAUUUGGGUCUCCAAACAGGAAUAAACUGUGCCUGAUCGAGGAGGUCUUGCUGAGAUUGCCUUUCACUCAGAACCAGUUUCUCAAGCAUUGUUUUUGUCUUCCCUUUCCUCAUUUGAGGUAUCUCACAAUGCUGUGUGCGUCAGUGUACACAGCACCAGAAGUCAGUGAGGAGUUUAGAUGUAACAGCUGUGGAACAAGCAUGUGCCUAACUUGUAGUGAAAUCCUAGCAUUGUGCUUCAGUCAUGCACUUCUGUAGAUCAGAAGGCAUCCUGCAGAACAACAUGGAGAUUUAGAAAACAUCAGUGCCAACAUGGGGAACCUGUAAUUUUCUUCCUUUAGAGACUGGUAAAGUAAUAAUUUCUCAGCAUAGUUUUAUCAGGCAUAAAGUAUCUUUUUUUCAUCUUGUUUGAAAACUGCGUGGAUGACCUUUUGUUACCAGAAGAGAGCCUGAAGUAUUAAUGUUGACAUCCAUGACAAAUUCCAUGGCAGAUAAUUGUUUUCUCCCCACCAUUUCACUUAGAGUACUCUGCUUUCCAUGUUAAUUUGUGAUUGUAUAGACGAAAUUGUUCACAUUUCAUGUUAGAAAUGACUGCAAUUUAAUGGCUGACAGCAUUGACUGCAUAUAUUGUUUUAGUGUCAGUUUAUUUGUGAAGCAUAUCUAGAUCAGAGCAUUAUAUUUUUCUUUGUUAUUGUAUGGCUGUCAUUUAGAGAAGCUACACUCGUAAGCUCUUGGGAAGAUGAUUAUGAAGGCAUGCAAGGUUUUUACACUGCUUCUGUUUGAUAUGCGUCUUUGAUGUUGAAGAAGGGCUUUUUUUAAAGAAAUUAAGGAUUAUUUUAAAAACAAAAAGCCAACCAAAACCACAAAAACACAGAAACAAAGUAAAAAAGCAGCCCAGACUUACAUCACAUCUCAUUUCAAUUUGCAUGCUAGUGCAAUUUGCUUUUGCAACUGGCUCUGCCCUACUUGUUUGCAGAGCUAGGCCUGUGUGUGUCCUUUUGACAGUGCUCUGGCCUCUGCUGUGAGUGCCAGGCGAAGCUGGUUAACCAAACUGGUGAGCUGCGCACACAGUGCUUCCUCACCCAGCUUUAUACUCCAAGCAGCUCUGCCGGAAUGCUCAUGCUUGAGCUGUAGCAGACUGCUCUGCCCUGUUCCAUCUGAAUGCCAGUGGCUUCCUGCUGGAAGAAGACAGAAGAGCCUGGUAUUCUUUCUUUCUUUUUUUUUUUUUUAAACAAGAUAUGACUUAAGGCACAGAUUCAUCAUUCGUGGGCUCUCUAACCCAGCCUGGGGUUAUCUCUUCUAUCUUCCCUCUACAAAUUAACGAGGUUUGAUUCUGCUUACUUUACGAGUCCUGAUGAGAUCAGCGCUCCUUACUGCAAGCCCAUGUGAAACACAGCUUGCACAGUGCAUUUCACAAUUACUCAGAACAGAUGGUCUUACAGCUUAUGUACAACUGUUAACAUCGCUCUUAACACUGAAAAGCCUUGUUUGAAUUUCAGUUCUCCCCACGUGUGUGGCAGCACAUGUGAGGAUUGCUUUCUAAAGGCUUUUUUUUCUUUUUUAGUUUUGAAGAUAAUGUAAGUAGGACAGUUGAGAAAUUCUGGAAGUGCUUUGUCACUUACCUAUGCAACAGGCAGGCUGUUAGACAGACGCCAGGCAGAUGUCUGCCAUUUCUGUCUUAUCUCCACUACCAGGUAGUGGUAGAAUCCUUGUGAAAGCCAGAAGGGCCAGAGGAAAAAAAAAAGAAGACUAAUAUGAACAUAAGUAGCUCAAAGUAGCUCAUACGCACUAUAACCUUCAGUUCCUCUCAUUUGGGAUUAGAAGGAAAGACAUCGAGGCCUUGGAGCGUGUCCAGAGAAGGGUAAGGAGGCUGGUGAGGGGUCUGGAGCACAAAUCUUGUGGGGAGCAGCUGAGGGAACUGGGAUUGUUCAGUCAUGGAAGAGGAGGCUCAAAGGAGACCUUAUUGCUGUCUACAACUGCCUGAAAGGAGGUUGUGGUGAGGUGGGGGUUGGCCUCUUCUCCCAGGUAACAGCGAUAGGAUGAGAGGGAAUGGCCUCAAGUUGCACCAGGGAGAUUCGGGUUGGAUAUUAGGAGAAAUUUCUUCUCCAUAAGAGUGGUCAGGCAUUGGAACAGGCUGUCCAGGGGGUGGUGGAGUCACCAUCCCUGGAGGUGUUCAAGAAACGUUUAGAUGUCGUACUGAGGUUUAAAGUAUUGGUGGUAGGUGAUCAGUUGGACUGGAUGAUCUUAGAGAUCAUUUCCAGCCUUGGUGACUCUGUAAUUCUAUUCUGUGAAAACUCAGAUCUGUCAAGCUAGGCCCUUAUUUCAUGAACUUUUGCACAAUUAAAGACUCAAGUAGGGUAGUCAGUCCGGGUACAACUCAGAAUAGAAAUUUUUUAAUAGUGGGAGUGGCUGACUGAAGUUACACAGCUUUCUGUGAACCGUGGAGGCUUUGUUUCAGACUUUCUCACCCCCCAGUAGUACUUGAGCAGCUGUCAUGGAGACCAAGGCCCAUGUCUGUGAGCCAAGCCAAGGGUCGGCUGCAGCACCUCCUUCUGCCUCCUGUUGGCAGAAGCCACAAGUAUAUCCUGGGUAACAUGCUCGCUGAUUGUUCACGCACAAAUGCAAACUAUUAUGCAAUACAGCAUCUGAGGAGGGCUGUGAGUGUAAUAUGAAUCUUAAAAAUAGAUAUUCUUAAAAAGCUCUGCUGCUCUUGACUUUGUUUAAGUCUUACAUAAAACAUGUAGCUCUUUGCUUCUGUGGAGGAAUCCUCCUGGUUUGUCAGCUGUAGAAUCCAGAUGUCCCAUUUGUAAAUUCUGCUGUGUAUCGUUCUUUUAUCUGCCUCAGAAAAAGGACUUUCUGUUGUCCUCAUGUGUUUGGUUUUUUUUUGCUGGGCUGCUUCUAAAAGCUGUAAGGUCUAACAUAACAUGCAUGGCAUUCAGAGAUAACACGAAUAAUAAGAACAGGGGGGCUUUUAUCUCCUGAAAUGAAUAAAACGUGAGAGGUGUCUGUUUUCCAAUGGAUAGUUGUCAUAUUGCUUCAGUGCCACCUGCUGGUUGGUUCUUAGAUCAUCCAUUGCUGACAGGAGGGUUCUUGUUUGCUGGUUAAAGCAGCUCUUUUAUUAAGCUUCUGUGACAGACUGUGUUUUGCUCUGCCGCAAUCCUUCUGAAUGCGAGAGAAUAUUUCACUUCCUACAGAUGUUGUGACAGCCACUUUCAAGUUACUAACAGCAGCAGCUGUGUUUGUAACUACUGGAACAAUCCCCCUUGGGCUUCCUUACUAUUCUCAGAAUGUUAUCACGAGAUUAUUAUUCUACAAAGUGCACAUAAAACAGGGAAUUACUUAUCCUUUAUGUCUUAAACUAUAUGAGUAAUCAAAUUCAUUUUAAAAUAGAAGCAUCUGGAAAGAAAAGACAAGCUGGGAAUUGGAAAAUAAGCUUACCAGUUUACCCGCAAGCAAGAGCUUUUAUCCUCUGCUAAUUGUUCUUGAGCUACAACAGCAAAUUGCUGGGCUUGUGCUAGUUUAAAUCAUCACAUAAUCAGGCAGAAAGUUGCCCUGUUCUGUUCUUUGGAAGCGGGACCGUGCUUGACUGGGUGUGAGGAUUUGCAGUGUGCAAAGCCCAAAAAGUCUAAACAAGAAAAAGGUGGAGUUAGGAGCCAGACCUUGCAAUUGCUGAGAGCUUGGAUUCAGCAAGUCACAAAGCCAUCAUGGUGUAGAUGUGCAAAGAAGAGAGCUUCAGCAGCUGGGUGAUGGCUGGCACUGCUGGGCAUAGGCUUCCCAGACAUCAUCUUCCCUUUCUCGCUUGUGCCCUAUAACGGUAAGCCUGGUUACAUGAGGUUCUUGCAGCUGAACGAGGUUACACCCUAUGGAUUUUCUAAUCCAUUUAUUAGGGCCUACUCUGGUUUGGUUCUUAAUCCUGAAGUGUGUGCGUGAAUCAUCAGUGUUAAAAUAAAUACUUAAAUGUGACAGAAAAGCUGUAACAAUAAAUCCAUGUGCUCCCCCAC